Molecule: messenger RNA, 1362 nt
Organism: Brienomyrus brachyistius
Lineage: Eukaryota; Metazoa; Chordata; Actinopteri; Osteoglossiformes; Mormyridae
Product: GTPase IMAP family member 7-like
Exons: 3
Coding region: 1-1221 (406 amino acids)
Molecular function (GO): GTP binding
Source: RefSeq, a predicted model, not a curated record
AUGGCAAAGGGGAGGAAGCCUCCCAAGUUUUACCGGCUGCCCCAGCUGCGAAUUGUCCUACUUGGGGAGAGAGGGGCCGGUAAGAGCUCAGCUGGCAAUGUCAUCCUGGGCCGAGAGGAGUUUGAGUGUGGGAGAGAGACGCAGGUGUGCGUGCGGAAGAGAGCCGAGAAGGAUGGGAGGCAGGUCAGCGUGGUGGACACGCCCGGGUGGGACGGCUCCACACUGGACGUCCCUGAGAGCCUCCAUGGAGAGCUGGUGCGCAGCAUGACGAUGUGUCCCUCCGGACCGCAUGCCAUCCUGCUGGUCAUCCCAGCCACGUGGAGCCUGUUCACAGAGACGCAGAAACGGGCCGCUGAGGGCUGUCUGAGGCUCUUCGGGGAGAGGAUUUGGAGCCACGCCCUAGUGCUCUUUACUAAGGGGGGCAAGAUUGGCAGGGAGGCCCUGGAGGAGCAGGUGAAGGGGAGGGGGGCCCACCUUCAGGGGCUGCUGGAGCGGUGCGGGGGCCGAUGUCACUUCCUGUCUGACAGGAAGCCAUGGCGGGAGGACCAGGUCACAGAGCUGCUGGACAGGAUUGACGAGAUGACGGUGGCCAAUGACGGCUGGCACUUCAGGAUUGACCCUUCUCCCGGAGCAGAGAGGGACCCAGGGAGGCCCGCAGGUGAGGGCAGGCUGAGGGAGAGGCUGGGGGAGAUGGAGAGGGAGAUGGAGGAGAUGAGGUGGAGGUGCGAGCAGAAGGUGAAGGAGAAGGAAGAGGAGUUGAAACGUGACUUUGAAGAGACAUGGAGGAGAAGAGAAAGGGAGCUGAGAGAGGAGAUGGGAAAAGGAGGAGAGGAGAGGGGGCUGACGAGAGAGAGAGAGGCCAGAAAGGAGCCCCCCCACGUGAUCUGGAGAGAAGGCCCAGCAGAGAAGCCACUAGGGGGAGCCGGUGAUCUGCUCACCCCAGUGCAGAAGCGGCCAGGAGGCCCCAGGGCUGGGGAGUGCCGAGCCGGGGACACGGGGAGGGGAUUUCGCCCCUCGACCUGCAGCCUUGGCCGCUAUGGUGGACUUGCAGUGGUGGCCCUGGGAGUCGGAGUGGGGGCCGUAGUGGGGGUCAUCGCCGGGGCCCUGAAGGGCAUGGCCAGGGGGGCUGCAGUGGGGGCAGUCAUUGGUGGAGUAACUGGGGGUCAGGUGGUCACAUUUCUCAGGACGAGGCUGGGAGUGUGGGAAGUGAGGGAUACAUAGGAAAUAGGUUACAGCCUCUGAACGCACGUCAGACGUUUUGCUGACAAAGCGUACAGGUGGAUGGAUUUCCGGUGCAUUCCGUACCCUAAAGUCACGCUAGUUACAUACACAUAAAUCAAAACAUCGAGAAAAACCCUUCUA